AUGUCUGAGGAGACCCGAGAGUCGAGCUGCAGCUCCACUGGCUCUCCUGUGGACAGUCUUGGAGAAAUGGACAGUCAAACCAGGAAAGGUGGGAGGAAAAUAAGGAGAUCGAGUCGGACAGACGGGGAGGAUUUAGAUAGUCCAACCCCCGGGAAGGGAGGGAAAAUGUCCAGCCCCAGCUCCCAGUCCUCUGAAGAGCUCCACACGGAGAGGGUCAUGGCCAACGGGCGGGAGAGGCAGAGGACGCAGUCUCUGAACCAAGCGUUUGCAUCACUGCGGAAAAUCAUUCCUACUUUGCCCUCAGACAAAUUAAGCAAGAUACAAACACUGAAGCUUGCUGCCAGAUACAUCGAUUUUCUCUUCCAAGUCCUGCAAAGCGAGGAGUUGGACUCCAAAAUGGCAAGUUGUGGUUGUGAGUCUCCUGAGAGGUUGAGAUCUGCGUUCUCUGUGUGGAGGAUGGAGAUGGUCAACAUCGCACUAGGAAAAACCCUUUGA
Molecule: messenger RNA, 495 nt
Organism: Gadus macrocephalus (Pacific cod)
Lineage: Eukaryota; Metazoa; Chordata; Actinopteri; Gadiformes; Gadidae
Gene: twist1b
Product: twist family bHLH transcription factor 1b
Exons: 1
Coding region: 1-495 (164 amino acids)
Biological process (GO): regulation of transcription by RNA polymerase II; developmental process
Molecular function (GO): DNA-binding transcription factor activity, RNA polymerase II-specific; RNA polymerase II transcription regulatory region sequence-specific DNA binding; protein dimerization activity
Source: RefSeq, a predicted model, not a curated record